CCGUGGACAAAUACAUAUUACUCACCAGGAAAAAUAUUACUCACCAGAAAACAGCGUUAGUGUUAGUUUUGGCGGCCCGAUUAUUGGCGAUGCCAUUAAACUGCGCCAGUUCCUGCUUAACGUAUGCCUACUUCUCUCAAUUUGUUUCUUCCUUUUCAGGGUUUCGGUGUGAUUAUCCAGGAUUUGCAGCAACUUCGAGAAACUUGAGUCUUAAAGUGAAAGCUAGGGUGAAAACAGAUCGUCUCAUUUCAUCACCAUUGUCGACAUCACCAAACAUGUCCUCUAAUAAUAAACACAAGAAGCUGAAGCAAUCAACUGCAGAUGUUGUUAUGAAAAGCGAUGAAGUAAAAGAUGAGGUUUUGGAAAUGAAAAAUGUUAAGGAGAGCGGUUCAAUUGAACUUGAAGGAUUGACGUUUCAUCAACUGAGAACCAUGUCAAGGAAUCAUGGUAUCCCUGCUAAAGGUUCUAAGGAUGACCUUCUGCUGGCCUUGAAGGGAUUCGUGGAUAAUGAGAAAGAUGUCAAUUUUGUUGAUACGUUAGAACAUGUCAAUUCCGAGAAGAAACUAAGGGACCCUGAAAAUGUUGCAUCAGGAAGCCAAAACACUAUCCCAGAUGAGUCCUUCGGGAACCAACAGAAGAAGAGAAGAAGAAAACCAACCAUAGUGAAUGGCGCUACUAUUGCUGUUACAGCAGACACUGUCAUAGCAGAGAAAAAGUUAUCUGUCGCAACAAAAGAGGUUCCAGUGCUAGAUACAAAGCCAUCCCGAGCUCAGAAAAAGGGAAGUACCAAAACUGUGAAACAAGAUGAAGGAUCCAUUUCUGUGUCUGGAAAUCAGAGUGAGCCUUGGACAAUGCUUGCGCACAAAAAACCAGAACCAGGAUGGAUACCAUAUAAUCCAAGAACGAUGAGGCCUCCACCGCUUGCAGAUGGUAUAAAAUCUGUGAAAUUGAUCUCUUGGAAUGUUAAUGGCUUAAGAGCUUUGUUAAAAUUGGAGGGCUUCUCCGCGCUGCAACUCGCGAAACGGGAGAACUUUGAUGUGUUGUGCUUGCAAGAAACCAAACUUCAGGAGAAGGAUGUCGAGGAUAUCAAGAGGUGCCUUAUAGAGGGCUACGAUAAUAGCUUCUGGACUUGCAGUGUUUCAAAGCUUGGUUACUCUGGUACAGCUAUCAUUUCCAGGAUAAAGCCAGUGUCAGUCAGAUAUGGACUAGGCAUACAGGAUCAUGACAGUGAAGGACGCCUUGUGAAAGUGGAAUUUGAUACAUUUUACUUACUAAACGGAUAUGUUCCAAAUUCUGGGGAUGGUUUGAAAAGACUGUCGUACAGGGUUACACAGUGGGAUUCAUCUCUUGCUAACUACAUGAAGGAAUUGGAAAAGUCAAAGCCUGUAAUUCUGACUGGGGAUCUGAACUGUGCACAUCAGGAGAUAGACAUUUAUAACCCUGCUGGAAAUCGAAGAAGUGCCGGGUUUACAAUCGAGGAGAGGCAAUCAUUUGAGACAAACUUCUUGUCGAAAGGUUAUGUUGAUACGUUCAGGCGACAACAUCCUGGCGUUGUUGGCUAUACGUACUGGGGUUAUAGGCAUAAUGGGCGGGUGACAAAUAAAGGAUGGCGUCUUGACUAUUUUCUGGCUUCAGAAUCUCUAGCAGACAAAGUACAUGACUCUUACAUUCUUCCAGAUGUUCUUGGUAGCGACCACUGCCCAAUUGGUCUCAUUCUCAAGCUUUAGGAUGUGUUUGUUGGUUUCAGGAAAACGUUGAUCAUGAGUCCAAAUUUUGAACGCAGCUGUUUCAUUGAACUUUUUGUUAGUCAGUGGCUGUGAUCUCUAUGAGUCCAAAUUUUGAAAUUUCGCGUGCCUGCCUCCUAAUCGCGAAGAUUUAUAUGAAAUUCUCCUUCGCUGCUCAGUUGGACCUGGGGACCUGCUCUAUUUUGCUAUAGUGAGACUUGGGGGAACUCGCUCGCUGUGCUGAUCUUUCACCACUGUAUUUUUCUCGACGUGGAUGUCAAAGACGGCUUACUCCAGCAAUCCCAUUUUAGGUAAAUCGUUUCUUGCGGACGAGGUGCUAAGUUUUUAAUGUGUCUUAGGCUUAGAGUAGGACUUUUAGGCAAGUCUUGUUGGAAUCAGUCAGGGGAUUUAGAUGUUUGGGUGGUCCGGUGAAAUGGUUUCUAAUUUACGGUUGUAAUCAAUUCCCAAUCAGAAUUUGUACUAGUAUUUUGGAUUAACUGUGUCCAGAUAUGCUUUCUCCGCCUAAGCCCGUUCAUGUUUAUUGUAUUCCUGGUGUGCUGUGAGUUUGGCA
Papaver somniferum (opium poppy) is the source of this 2295-nucleotide messenger RNA. RefSeq names its product DNA-(apurinic or apyrimidinic site) lyase, chloroplastic-like. Gene Ontology annotation, molecular function: phosphoric diester hydrolase activity; endonuclease activity; DNA-(apurinic or apyrimidinic site) endonuclease activity. Gene Ontology annotation, cellular component: nucleus. Gene Ontology annotation, biological process: base-excision repair. Bases 90 to 1727 code for a protein of 545 amino acids. The transcript has 13 exons. Lineage: Eukaryota; Viridiplantae; Streptophyta; Magnoliopsida; Ranunculales; Papaveraceae. The record is from RefSeq and is a predicted model, not a curated record.